UGUAUUUCCAUACUUGUGUCAUUGACUGUGUUCUUCUUGCUGUUGGCUGAAAUUAUUCCGCCAACAUCUUUGGCCGUACCGCUUCUAGGGAAAUAUCUACUAUUUACUAUGAUACUGGUCUCAUUGUCCGUUUGGACGACUGUGUGUGUAUUGAAUAUACAUUUUAGAUCACCAUCGACACAUAAAAUGUCACCACUGUUUCGCAAACUAUUUUUACACUUUAUGCCAAAAGUUUUGAUGAUGCGUCGUACACAAUACACUUUACCGGAUUAUGAUGAUUCCACGCCUAGUAAUGGGUAUACUAAUGAAAUUGAUGUAAGGGAUAGUAUUAGCGAUUUUCCCAGUGAGUUUAAGGACAGCCAGGAUGGAACCUACGACAACGGUGUAGCACAUUCUAUUGAUUCCGAUAAUGUGAUUCCGCGCAACUUAACACCCGAAGUCCUGCAGGCAUUACGUGCGGUCAGAUUUAUUGCACAACACAUCAAGGAUGCUGACAAGGAUAACGAGAUUGUCGAGGAUUGGAAAUUUGUAUCGAUGGUCUUGGAUCGUUUCUUUUUGUUGACUUUUACGCUGUCCUGCGUUUUUGGCACUUUCGCUAUAAUAUGCCAAUCGCCUUCUUUAUAUGAUACACGCCAACCAAUCGACCGUCAACUGAGCGAAAUUCCAUUGCGGAAGCAAAAUUUCAUGCUUCCGCCGGAUAUUGUGCGUCAGAUUGUUAAUUAGAUAAAAGGAAAUACCACCAGCAUCAACAACAGUUAUUCCAGCAAUAACAGUUAAAGCGGAAGCCAAGUAUACUGAUGAAUUCGUUGUUAUGUGCAACGGGGGAAAAGUUAACAUAAUAACAAAAAAACAAAAAAAAAGAAAAGAAAAUUAAGUUUAUAGAUUGUAAUCAUUAUUAAGAUUUUCCAGCAAAAUUAAAUGAAAUCGAAAGUAAUAUUUUAAAAUAGGUAAUGUGAAAAGUGUCGAUAUGCACUUAGUAAAAUUUUUUUCUUCCAUUCGAGACCGUGUGAGAUAAAAUUUGAACACUUUGAAUGCAAAUUUUUUUAAUUAACUGAUAAGGAAGCAGACAUAGAAUGAUAAAUGAUUUAAUCAAAUAUAUUUCCUAUGUCUAGUUAGAAUUAUCUUAUCAAUAAUAUUUUUGUUGUUAUUUUAUAUAGAACUAAGAUGAUUUCAGUACAUAAAGAUUAGUAACGACCGAACGAAUAUACUAAUUGCAAAAUGAGGGUUCUCAUAUUUGUUCUUAUAAAGCAGGAAGACGUCUUUAUAAAAGAGAUAUACUGUCUUUAUAAAAGAGAUAUACUGCAGUUUAAAACAAAAGACAUAUUUUGCACAUUUUAUUCAUUAGAUAUAUGUCAACAGAUAAAUGUUGUAAACAAGUUAUAUUACAAAAUAAAUUUUAUAUUAAUUUACCAAAAAAAAAAAUGAAUACGAAACAUAAUAAAAAUACUUGGAUAAUUUUGGAUACGAUUACUACUCGCAAAAUGAGGGUUCUAAUAUUUGUUCUAAUAAAGCACGAAGACGUCUUGAUAAAAAAAAUAUACUGCAAUUCGUAUAUUCGUUUGGUGGAUAUUAGAGUUAGGUUAGUCCAAUAUGAAUAUAUGAGUGUAAUCAAGUUAUUUACUAACGACAUUAAUCAUCGAUAUUAGUUUUUAAUACCUAACACUUAAUCCAAUUUUAAUUUUUUCAUGAGUUCAGAUUAUAGAAAUCUUUUGAGUUUAGAUUAUAAAAUAAUAUUCUGAUAAUUACAGCAUAUAUAUUGUGUGCAUUUACACAAAAAAAAAACUAAUUAAUAGUGAUUUAUAUAAUGUAAUAUCAGAUAU
Teleopsis dalmanni is the source of this 1820-nucleotide messenger RNA. Its product is annotated as acetylcholine receptor subunit beta-like 2. Gene Ontology annotation, molecular function: transmembrane signaling receptor activity; acetylcholine-gated monoatomic cation-selective channel activity. The record is from RefSeq and is a predicted model, not a curated record. NCBI's taxonomy places the organism in Eukaryota, Metazoa, Arthropoda, Insecta, Diptera, Diopsidae. Gene Ontology annotation, cellular component: synapse; postsynaptic membrane; neuron projection. Gene Ontology annotation, biological process: signal transduction; monoatomic ion transmembrane transport; chemical synaptic transmission.